CAUGCAGGCACGAUGAGCAAGAUGGAUGCUGAUGGCGAUGGUGGGGAUGGGACAACACAGCCGCUGCGCGUGCUGGAGUUCUACAGCGGCAUCGGAGGCAUGCACGCUGCGUUGAAAGUUGCCGAUCCCACAGCGCGUGUGCUGCGUGCGUUCGACAUCAACGAUACAGCCAACAAGGUGUACAGGCACAACUUCCCAGAGACACCCGUCUGGCAGCGCCUCAUUGAGUCCAUUCCACGCGAGAGGUUUGAGGGCAAGCUGCAGGCAGACAUGUACCUGAUGUCGCCGCCAUGCCAGCCCUUCACUCGCACAGGGAAGCAGCAAGGCAUCGAGGACAAGCGCAGCACCAGCCUUCGCUUCAUCCUCGACCUCAUCACAACCAUGAAGACACCGCCGCGCUACAUUCUUGUGGAGAACGUGAAGGGCUUCGAGUCGUCCAACGCCCGCCAGCCGCUCAUAUCUGCUUUGCAGUCGCGAGACUACAGCUUCCAAGAGUUUAUUCUCUCCCCUGACCAGUUUGGCAUCCCCAACUCCCGCCUGCGCUACUUUCUCGUUGCUGUUCGCGCGCCUCUCCAGCUGCCAUCGCCGCCCACAGGCACCGUGCUCUACCACAUCCCGACGCUCGGCGGUGCAUUCGCUGACGGCUACUCCCCACAGAUUGCCGCGCACUCGUUUCUCCCGCCCGCCCCACAACAGGUGCCUGGUGUGCCGCCCGUGCGCCCCUGGACCCUGCGCCCAGUUCGUGCCGUCGGCGCAUAUCUGUCCGCUGACGAGGGCGAAAUUGCCGCAAAUCUCGUCCCCAUGAAGGUUGUGUUGCGUCAUGGCCAGCUGUUUGACAUUGUGGACGCCACAUCCCAUCGCACCAUGUGCUUCACAAAGGCGUAUUCGCACUACGCAGAAGGAACAGGAUCCGUUGUCCUGGGAGCAAAAGACGCCACGCUGGAAGCCUGCGCGCGUGUAUUUGCCGAGGUGGAGGCGAGUAAGGCCCAACCACCACAGCCACAACAAUCAUCACCACCACAGUCACACCAAUCAUCACCACCACAGCCACAACAAUCACAGCCAUCAUCAUCAUCAGCGUCAGCGUCAGCGUCGUCGAAGCCGAGUGACGUGGAGCGGCCGAGGAAACAGGCCAAGAAGCACGAGGGCGCACACGACGAUGGUGAUGAUGAUGAUGACAGCCAUGGCGAUGAUGGCGAUGACAUGAAUGAGGUACAGGAGGGCGAGGGCACGUCCACGGUGACAGCAGAAGCAACAGCGACGCAACCAACACUGGCGGCUACUGAUACAGCAGCUGUUGCAGUGCACACAACAGCCACCACCAACACUGUCAGCACCACGUGUAUCGAUGCAUCCGAGGCGCUGGGGGCGCUGCGCUUGCGGUGGUUCACGCCACGGGAGAUGCUGACCAUCCACGGGUUCGCAGACACAUACACGGUGCCCGCGGAUGUGACGGCGAAGCAGAUGCGGCGGUGCAUUGGCAACGGCCUCAACGUCGUCGUUGUUGCUGAGCUCAUCAAAUUCAUGCUUGCAAGCAACCCCGCGGCGUGACACGCUGAAUGUAUGUGAGUGAGUGAGUGAGUGUGUGUGUAUGUGUGAAUGUGUGUGGUGUGUGUUCUUGUGUCGAAUAGCUGGCAGUCGUAGGCUUGGCUCCCCUCGUGGUAGUGUAUCUGCUUGUCACGUAUGUAAUGGCGAUCAACAAAUGUACACAAGCAAGCAAGCAAG
Messenger RNA from Salpingoeca rosetta, 1725 nucleotides. RefSeq lists its product as uncharacterized. Gene Ontology annotation, molecular function: methyltransferase activity. Bases 13 to 1551 code for a protein of 512 amino acids. The record is from RefSeq and is a predicted model, not a curated record. Lineage: Eukaryota; Choanoflagellata; Craspedida; Salpingoecidae. The transcript has 9 exons.